AUGUCUCAACCGGCAUCGGAAGCCAAUCCGGACACCUCGAAACCGGAGACCCCCGAUGUCGUCGUUCAGUACGUGGUGCUCCGGCGAGACCUAAUCGACACGUGGCCGUUAGGCAGUGUGGUGACGCAGGGCUGCCAUGCCUCCGUCUCCGCCAUCUGGUCCCACAAAGAGGACCCUCACACGCUCCAGUACUGCAGCCCUGAAUCCAUUGAUUCUAUGCAUAAGGUUACUCUUGAGGUGAAGGGAGAACCCCAAAUCUUGAACUUGUCUGAGAAGCUUAAAGCUGGUGGAAUAGAGCAUAAACUGUGGAUUGAGCAACCUGAGAACUUCCCAACAUGUCUCGCUACGAAGCCUUACCCCAAAUCCAUGGAAUAG
This is a messenger RNA of Fragaria vesca subsp. vesca, 375 nucleotides long. RefSeq names its product putative peptidyl-tRNA hydrolase PTRHD1-like. The record is from RefSeq and is a predicted model, not a curated record. The transcript is spliced from 3 exons. Gene Ontology annotation, molecular function: peptidyl-tRNA hydrolase activity. NCBI's taxonomy places the organism in Eukaryota, Viridiplantae, Streptophyta, Magnoliopsida, Rosales, Rosaceae. The coding region runs from base 1 to 375 and encodes 124 amino acids.